AUGGCAUGUUCUUAACCUUCUGAAAUUUUACUUGUAAUUGGAAUUGAUGAAAUUACAGACGAAUCAUUCGAAAAAUUAAAAUCUAAUUCAAUUUCUAACGAACUCACAGGAGAUUAUGAUUUAUUUAAAUUAUAACCUGAAAAUUCAACCUUACAAUAGGAGAGCAGUUACCUUCUCAAAUACGAGAUACAACCUUCAAAUUUAAUCAUGGAUAUUUAUAAUAAUAGGAUUGGAAAUCAAAUUACUUAUAACGAUUAUGACAUUGUUAGCUAAGUAAAUUAGUCUCUAAUCAAAGACAAUUCUUAUAAAACAUUGAUGAAUUCUAUAAGGAGAAUGAUGAUUAAUAGAUUAAGUUUGCUCGACAAAACAAGUCAACUUCAUCUACAACGAAUCUAAUCUAAAUUAAAUUAUUUUGACACUGCAGUUACAUUCACUCUCUCCAAUAUGAAAUAUAAUACAAAAUAUUCUUUUGGGUAUUACUGUAAAAAUUUAAAUGGAAAUACAUCAGAAAUUUCAACAAACUUUCAAUAUAUAGCUAAUGAAACUUCAAUGAAUAAUAAAACAGUGAGUAAAAUGUUAUCAUUAAAAUUUAAGUAAAAAAUAUCCUCUUAGUAAGAAAAUACUAUUCUUUGUGCCUUAGCAUAAUAUUUAUCAAUUAACUAUUAUUAAGUGCUAUCUAGAGAAUGCAAAUAAUGUAGAUUUUCAAAUAUUCAUUAUGAUAAAAUAAAUUACACAUAAUAUUUACAAUUAAUUCAAGAUUUUGUUCCAUUUGAAAAUAGAUCUGCGACAGAAAAAUAAAAAUAUUUAGAUAAUUUGUAUACAAUGAAAAUUUAUUUUAAUAACUAUCCUUCCUCAAAUGGUUAAAACUUUGAUAUUACAUAAAAGAUUGACAAAUCAAUGAAUUUAACAAAUGAAACAAUGUUAAGUAUUAUUAAUGUCACAGAUGAUUUCUCACUUACCUUUAAUUAUGAAAGCUUUUUGUAUUAAGAAUUGAAACCAACAAAAAGAUCUAAUGUUGAAUUAGCAACAUAAUUAGUUCUACUAAAUUAUGAAUUCAAAACUAUUAGUUUGGAUAUUACAAUAAAGGCUAAUCAAGAUGUUCUUGGAAUUGUAGGAUUGCAUGUAUAAAUGUAAUUCAUAUUUUUAGAAAAUUGAACCAAUUUUUGAAAAUGUAAUUAAACAUCCUACUGGCAUCAUGCUUAGAAGAGGCAUUUUAAGUACUUUCAGCAAUAUAUCCGAAGGAGUCUAAUUUGCAGAAUUAGCAAAAAAUGAAAAUACAACUUUGACAUUUAAGGAUUUGAUAGACGGCGAAAAGUAUGAUUGUAUAAUUAAGUAGGUAUUUAAUUUAUUACUCAUCCACUGAUUUGAUAAAUGACUGUUUAACAAAAUAAUAUUAAGAAACAGUUGUCCAAUAAAUAACUUUUGUUAGUUAAUAACAAAGUCAGGAAUCCAUUUUGCAUAUAAAUAUCGCUUUAAUACUACUUGUUAUUUUCUGCAUAAAAUGA
Molecule: messenger RNA, 1505 nt
Organism: Paramecium octaurelia
Lineage: Eukaryota; Ciliophora; Oligohymenophorea; Peniculida; Parameciidae
Source: the annotation of a GenBank genome assembly